CGUCUGUGCCCGCACGCCUGGCCACACCAGAACGUUUCUGAAAGUUUACAUGACUGACCGCUUCUCACGCGCUCGUGGAUUAGCCUAUACCCGGCCAUUCUCCGUUGAUAUCUAACCUUUGACCUAUCAAGGCUGGAUUUGUGUGGUCACCCCUCUGGAGCGGAACCACUGUCACCACAGUCACAGCCGUGCUGCCAUUGGACACUGCUCUCACUGCUCAAGCACCUAGACACCGGCCAGUGCUUCUUUGAGACUCCCGCAGAUAUCUGACUUUGAGAUGGAGAGCAGCAACAUGUCGCUUUUACCUCUACUUCUACUGUGCCUUGCCAUUGCCACUUCAGCAUCCCAGCAGACCUGUGAGCCAGUGGCGGUCCCUGAAAACCAGAAUGCCUGGAUCAGGUUGAGAGAGAUGCUUCCAGGCUGCUGGACCAACUACACCACUCAGGACGGCAAAGAAGUUCACAUCCUCAGCCUGCACUACACACCUGAGGCUCCCAACAUGUUUACACUGAAUAUGACCGCUGCCCAGCCAAUGCACCUCAUCAUCACCACAGACUCAAAGCAGAUCAUAUACACUGAGGCCCAUGCUAACGCGGAUGUCAGCUUUUACGUGGCAAAUGACUCCAAUAUGCAAUUCAUGGGUACAGUGAACGUCCAGAAAAAAGCUUUUCCCACAGACAAUGAAGCUAUAGUGAGGUGGGCCGCCGAGAAGUUUGGUGGGGUGACGUCCUUCACCACCAUCCAGAACCCAAUGAGCAUCGCUUCCACAGGGAGAGAGGGAACAAGACUCCUUCCAACUGGCUCCAACAACUGUACUCUUGAAAACGAAUGGCAUGCGCUCAAGCACUAUCUGAAGUUAGAAUCAAACAUGCGUUUGCUCAAAUCCUGUUCGAACCAGCUUCCCCACAGCCACACUGAGAAAGAACUGUACAUCGUCAACAUCCCUGAGGAUGUCAGCAUUCGCCAUGUCUCUGUGCACGUCAUCAGUGAGAGGCAGAUCAGUCUGUUCCUAAGAGGACCUCAGGGUACCAUGUGGAGCAUCCAUGACCCAAAGCACACCAGCUUCAGUUCCAACAACGUGAUCAUGCUUGCUGCCACCAGCAUGAUGCAUCAGAUCCCUCCCACUAUCAACAUCUCCACAGACAGUGCUGAUGCUGUACAGAAGAAGGCCUUGGACCAUUUCAGAGCCAGUACCAUCACCAGCUACUCUGAGAUCCGAACCAAUGCCACCAUGAUCACACUGGUCCUAGGGAAUAAGGACCACACUUCAGUCAAAGAGGCUGCACCAACCGAGACAACCCCAUCGCCCCCUAGCCCCCCUCAGAUGCCUCUGCUCAUGCAACUGUACACCUCUCCAGACUAUCGCUCCCCUCUGGACCCCAACACCAAGGUGCAGAGCGACAAGAGGAUCUACGCAGAGAUCUCAGGGCGGACACUGGGGGAGAUUGUCCUGACCAUCAAGGUGAUCAACUGCUCGGUGCGCUCCAAGGGCUCUUGCCCGGUGGUGAGGGACAUGCCCUUCAGGCCAGAGGAAUGCUCCUCCACCGUGUGCCCCAACAGUACCAGGGUUAGCUUCUCCUUAGAGCUGCUCCAAGACCUGGCCUCCACUAGCUGGGACCUGGAGUGCUCCGUCAAACUCUGCUUCAGCGAGAAAUGUGGAGAUGGAGGAAGAGUGAAGAGGAACUUGGAGGUCACCCAGACAUACAUCCCACCACCAAUGGCGUGUAUUGACUUUGGUCUGUCAGCCGUGCUGGGCAUCGCCUUUGGAGGCUUCCUGAUCGGAGUUCUGCUCAUCGGAGCUCUGUGGUUCAUCAAGAUCCGCACAGGAUACCCCACCGGACUGGAUGUAGGGUCGACUACUGCAAACCUCUCGAGAUGUCCUUGCUCUCUGACCAGCAAACGGCAACCUGUCUCCAACAACCCCUCCCCCUCUGAGAACAGUAGUGCCAAUGCCAGCAUUGGCAGCACUCAGAGCACGCCAACAAGCAGCAUGGCAUGACACCAUCACCAACACCGUCUCCCCUCUCCGUCACACUGAGGGGGCUCCAUGCUAUUUGGUUUCUCUUUCACAAUGCUUAAGAAAGCAUUACCCCCCUCUCUUUAGUCACACCACAUCACGCACCCUUCCUCACCAACCUGAGGGGGGGGGUUAGGUCGGGGAGGGACAGCUGUAGUCUAGUCCAGGCUCCUAACACCCUCCUCUCCGGCCUCCCAGCAAACGUUCCAGACCGGAAGUCAGAGAGGGUGGGGGGAAAAAUGCCCUGGCUCCCAGCAACAGGAAAAACAAAGCAUAUCCCCAAGAACUAACAGGAAAUUCACUGCAUUCUUUUCAAUGAAUUGUGCCUCUCUGAUGGCGGCACAAUAAGAGUGAGUCAGGGGGGG
Salvelinus sp. IW2-2015 is the source of this 2382-nucleotide messenger RNA. RefSeq names its product endoglin. Gene Ontology annotation, cellular component: cell surface. NCBI's taxonomy places the organism in Eukaryota, Metazoa, Chordata, Actinopteri, Salmoniformes, Salmonidae. Gene Ontology annotation, biological process: regulation of transforming growth factor beta receptor signaling pathway; epithelial to mesenchymal transition; transforming growth factor beta receptor signaling pathway. The record is from RefSeq and is a predicted model, not a curated record. Gene Ontology annotation, molecular function: type II transforming growth factor beta receptor binding; transforming growth factor beta receptor activity; transforming growth factor beta binding.